CACACAUAAGGAGAGACAUCGUCUAACAUGGCGACCCCCUGCACCAAACCAACGAUGGACUCAAAUAGACCAUAUUGCCAUCAGUCAUCGUUGGAGAUGGUCGAUACAAGAUUGUCACUCAUUCUGGAGUACCUGAUUGGACUCCGACCAUGCUCUAGUACGGGCACGCAUCUGCUUGAGCCUCACUGGACGCAAAAUAGACACACAAAAAGACCCAUUAGAACUGAAUUGAGUAACGAGGAAACCAAAAGAAGGUUCCAGGAACAAUUGAGGUCACACUUAGGUAGUUCUGAAAACGAGGCUGACCCAGAUGUUGCUUGGAAAGAUAUACAAACAGCUGUGGAAACAGCAGUGACAUCUCUUAGUGAUUUAAACGAAAGGGUUACAAAGAACCAAUGGAUUUCUUCAAGGUCUAUCGCACUGAUGGAUUCUCGUAAACUCAUCCCAUCAGGUUCUGAACACGAUGAAGAGCGUAAACAAAUCAGAUCUAGAUUAAGCAAAAGUCUAAGGAAUGAUCGUGAGCAGUGGUGGGCAACGAAAGCAAAGGAGAUGGAAAAGGCGGCGGCUAUAGGGAACACAAGACAGCUCUACAGACUAAUAAAAGGAACUGGAAUUAAUAAGUCAAGUGAAAGUAAGAUUAUCUCGGAAAAAGACAACACUCUCAUCUGCUCCCAGUCCAGACGUUUAGAACGAUGGGCGGAACAUUUUAGAGAACAGUCCGGCUGGCCUUCGGUUACUCUACAACUACCCCCCCCAUUCCCAGACAGCGUGAAUAGAACACUGAAGUAGGUCCCCCAACUCUAGCUGAAGUCCCAAAGGCUAUAGCUAGUCUGAAACGAGGAAGAGCAGCUGGUCCAGAUGGAUUGGCUCCAGAGGUCUUUAAGGAUGGUGGUCUAGUUCUAGCGAUUAGAUUGACUAAUAUUUUAGCUAAAAUCUGGUAACUGAGUUUAAUACUAUCAGACUGGUCGCAAUCACUAAUUGUCUCAAUAUAUCAGAAGGGACUAAAACCAUCUUGUGAUAACCAUAGAUGGAUUAGUUUGACUAAUAUAGCAUCUAAAAUACUAACCUCAAUAAUUAUCGAACGCCUAACAAAGCCUCGUGAACUGCAAACACGAGAAAAUCAGGCUGGCUUCAGACCUGGUUGUGGCUGUAUCUAUUACAUAUUCACCAUUCGUUAUGUUUUAGAACACAGGUAUGCUUAUCGACGUCCGACAAUGGUGGCUUUUCUUGACUUAGAAGCUGCAUUUGACUCUCGACCGAGAGGUUCUGUGGCAGUGUCUGUCAUUGAAAGGCGUACCUCAGAAGUACAUAAACCUUGUGAAAGCUCUUUACUCGAACACUACUAGUCGAGUCAGAGCCUAUGGCGAACUGUCAUCUGCUUUUGCAACUUCAAGUGGUGUCCGUCAAGGCUGCCCAUUUUCUCCAUUUUGUUUGACUUCAUCAUAGACCUACUGAUGGAAGUAACGUUCUUGUCGACUAAAUUAUCGGACAUUGAUCUCCUUUCAGGAGUUCCACUUAUCGAUUUAGAAUAUUCAGAUGACAUAGUCCUGUUUGGUGAAGACGCUGAUAAAAUGCGGA
Messenger RNA from Schistosoma spindalis, 1578 nucleotides. NCBI's taxonomy places the organism in Eukaryota, Metazoa, Platyhelminthes, Trematoda, Strigeidida, Schistosomatidae. The record is from the annotation of a GenBank genome assembly.